AUGGAGGCCCUCACUCCGAAUCAUUUCGCACAGAGUCCGACGGCAGUGACGCUGAAUCAGAACCCGACAUGUCAACCCCGGAACCUCCUUCGGUGUCAUGCCGUAGACGCCAUUUUCUAUUUUCCCUCGCCCAUAAACGUGGGCGUAGCCGAGGGUCAUCAAACAGCCCCAGCGCUUGACGACAUAAUAACGGUCCAAGAACGGCAGAGCAAUGACAGAAUUUCAAGUGAUACCGCGGGAGGGGAAUCUACAACAGAUCCAGAUAUCGAGACGGACGACACUUCAUCCGAUAGCGACAGUGAUGGCUAUGCAGAAGGUACGAAGACCCAGAUUGCGUUUAUGAAGAAUCGUUGGGAAAGAUUCUGUCGGAAACAGCACCAAAAACAGGAUACAUCUUCCGACUUGAGAUGGAAAGACCCUCAACACGCCCUUCGGGCGGCUGGAAAGAGAGAAUUCACGAAGUUUCUCUACUGGGGACUUCAAAGCAUUCGGAAAAUAGUGAAAGCGAAAGGGUUGAUCACCGAUGAAAAAGAGAAGCCGCCGCUAUAUAUUGAGGAUGUCAUUAUCCUACAGGAGACGGUUCUCCGCACGAUGGAAAAGCGGUUCCAUAUUGGACUUCAACGAAUGCAACAAUGCCUUUACAAUCUUAUGGCAUGCUUUACGGUGAAUCGAAUCAGUGCAAUGAGAAAGCUCCAAUACAAGCACCUGCAGUGCUCGAUCCAACGAGAUCCAAAAGGGGGGCCGCCCCGCAUUCUACUCGAAAUUACCUACAAGUUUGCUAAAACGCAUCUCGGCGUGACACAAGGCAACACUUUCAUCAUCCCCGAGAUCAUCCAUGAUCCGUCACUUAUGUUGAGCCCGCAUGAGUUUUUACUUGGUAUCCUUUUCGAUGACGACGCUUUCCGUGCCCCCGCAAUAAAAUCCCGGGAUGACCUAAGGAAACUUUGGCUAGAAGAUGGCCGGCAGCAGCUACCACUACCACUGAAAGCGGAGAAGGCAAAUCAUUAUGUAUUCUGUAAGGUUAUAGCGACACGCGGCGUCAUUCAAAUUGUUCGAGAUCAACCAAUCUCGUCUGCUGCUCUAGGAAAGCAGUAUCAAACCACAGGGGAAAUUGCUGGCUUCCCGAAUCUUUGCACACACUGCAACCGUUACGGUGGUGGGACAAUCCUCAAUCAGAGUAGACUUGUGAGCGAUGCCCAACAAAACUUAAUCAUAAAACACGCCAGUAUUCGAACGUUUUUGAACCAUUAUCUCCCGCGUCGCAUCGGUACAGACAUGCAGGCAUUGAUGAGGGGUCUCGAACCUGACUCGGCGAUGAUGAGAGCGGUAACCCGGAUGGGGAGAUGGGUUGACACUCGACGGCCUCGCGAGCUUACUGAAGCCCAGAAAGCCGGUGUUGAAGCAAUGCCGGAGCUACAAGAGGCGAUCCACAAACGUGAUGGGCUCGCUCGAAAACUGAAACAAUCCGGCAAACAGAGUCGCAGAGAAGUGGAUCGACAUGAACAACUCAAAAGGAAUGUAAUCAACACACGCAGUCGGCUUCUUUACGAUCUUCGCAAGCGUGUUAGGGAAGAAUUUGAUAGCAGCCAAGCAGUUAAGGAUAUUCAGCGACAGCUUGCUGCGGGAACGGCAGUUCAUGAUGACGAAACCAGGGAGCGUCUGGUAGCUGAGGAAAACAUGCUGCCAGAGCAGAUAUUUCUUUUAGAAAAGCUGAUGACAUGGCCGACCUCGUUGUCUUUGGAGCGGGAGUGGAAACGGCGCAAUGAGGCAGUUGAAGCUGUUCGCAUGUACUGCCGCGUGCGAGAAGGUGGGCCUCGAAGAGGACGAAGACCGAAGAACCCCACUUGCCGUGAUAGUCUUUCACCACACAGCGCCCCUACACCAGCUUCUACACAGAUCCCUAUGUCAUAUUUGCCACGCGAAGCUGCUUUACGAAGAGCAGAAGAGCACAUUCAGGCCGCCGCUAAACCACUAGGAUGCUUCCAAUGUUUUGGAAACCUAGAAGAAUCGGAGGACCGUCGGAUGAAACAAUAUUCUCGGCAUAAACAUCUCCUUCGUCAUUUUAGGACUACACAUCUGGAUGACCGUCACUGCAAGUACUGCAAAAUGUCAGUGGAGCAUGAAGAUGGUUUGAGGAGGCAUGCUCAUGAGAAGCAUAGAUUAAAGACUUAG
Molecule: messenger RNA, 2172 nt
Organism: Penicillium argentinense
Lineage: Eukaryota; Fungi; Ascomycota; Eurotiomycetes; Eurotiales; Aspergillaceae
Product: DUF3435 domain-containing protein
Exons: 6
Coding region: 1-2172 (723 amino acids)
Source: RefSeq, a predicted model, not a curated record